This is a messenger RNA of Physcomitrium patens, 1332 nucleotides long. RefSeq lists its product as uncharacterized. NCBI's taxonomy places the organism in Eukaryota, Viridiplantae, Streptophyta, Bryopsida, Funariales, Funariaceae. The record is from RefSeq and is a predicted model, not a curated record.
UGAUUGUCAUCACUCCCUGUUUUGUAGUGUUGCCUAUUUUCUUCUCAAAGCUGGACACAAUCAGAGCUCUUUUCAUAGUGUGGUGUAAUCUGUUGAAGUGAGAGUUUGAAGACAGUUGGAAAGUUUGGUUCAUUCUCUGAGCAGUUUGCUGCAGCAAGAUGGAUCCUGCUCAAGGGCAGACGGAAGGGAAGUCGUUGACGUCGAAAUUGAAGGCGAAGGUGAGGGGCGUGAAGAAAGUUAAAAACCACUUGCCCGGACGGCACAGGCGUGACACCGAAAAUCCACAAGGAGAUGUCGCCGUCCACGAUGAUGAUGAUGAUAGCUCUGGCUCCAGCUCUGAUGCGUCUCCCAGAAAACCCGGUCCGGAGACGGGAUACAACGUCGGUCAAUCCACACCUUUUACAACAGUGAAGACCACUCCACUGAAAUCAGACCACUCCGCCAAGUCGCAGGAUAGGAGAUCUCCGCCUAGGUCGCACAACCGCGACUACGAAUCGAAGCUUUCUAAUGACAAUUCGGGAUAUCGAGCAUCCGAUGGCCCCCCAAGCUCAAUGACCCCCUCUGUGGAGGAAAAAUUCCAGUAUUUGGGUGUUGGAGACCGAUCUAGACCUGCAAACUAUCCGAAUGAUCACUCUUAUCAGAUUGGACAACAUUACCCCACCACGGCAACAGAGGGCGUGCCGAAGAUUGGGUACAGUGAGCAUGACACCAAGCCCCCUGGAUUGUUGGCACGCGUGCAAGAUACAGUUGGAGGGGUCGCCGCGGCAGUGGGGUCACAAGUGGGCUACUAUAAUGAAGUAGAUGCUACCCCUCAUGAGCAGCCAUCAACGGAUCCAAAUGCACCGUCGGUGUUGGACAAGGCGAAACACACACUCGGAUUGGCCAAGCCAAGUGACCCAAACUCGCCGACAGUGAUGGAGAAGGCGAAGCACACACUCGGAAUGGAUAAGCCUAGCGAUCCGAACGCGCCUACAGUGAUGGAGAAGACGAAGGCUCUUUUAGGAAUGGGUAAGCCUGGAGAUCGAGAUGCGCAGACUAUAAUGUAGAAGUCUUGGGAGUUGAGAAUGAAAAUUGGAAUGAAAAAUAACCCCAAUUUACGCAGGAGACUUGAGAUUAUUCACUCUUGAGUGUUAUCAUGUGGAAAUGUAGAUUAUGGCAGUGUAGAAAGGAGGAUGCGAACUACUUCUGCAUUAGACUAGAAAUCCUCGAUACAAUUGGACCUCAACCUUAUGGGAAAUGUGAAAUAAUGCAAAGUGAUGUAAAUGGCAUGUAUAUUCAGGAAAUCGUAGUUCGGAGCUCAGAGACGUUGGAAGCUUAUCAUUUACGCAAAUG